Molecule: messenger RNA, 682 nt
Organism: Coffea eugenioides
Lineage: Eukaryota; Viridiplantae; Streptophyta; Magnoliopsida; Gentianales; Rubiaceae
Product: histone H3.2
Exons: 1
Coding region: 88-498 (136 amino acids)
Cellular component (GO): nucleosome
Molecular function (GO): protein heterodimerization activity; DNA binding; structural constituent of chromatin
Source: RefSeq, a predicted model, not a curated record
CUCAAAUCAUCACAAUCUUCACGAAAUCUCUCUCAGCUCAGGCAUUUUCACAAACAUAUACAACUCAAAGACUCGAAUCUUUCCAUCAUGGCCAGAACCAAGCAAACAGCCCGCAAAUCCACUGGAGGCAAGGCCCCGAGAAAGCAACUGGCCACAAAGGCUGCCAGGAAAUCCGCCCCAGCUACCGGCGGAGUGAAGAAACCCCACAGAUUCCGUCCCGGAACCGUAGCCCUGCGAGAAAUCAGGAAGUACCAGAAGAGCACUGAACUUCUUAUCCGGAAGCUCCCGUUUCAGAGGCUUGUGAGGGAGAUUGCUCAAGAUUUCAAGACUGAUUUGAGGUUCCAGAGCAGUGCUGUUGCGGCGCUUCAGGAGGCUGCUGAGGCGUACUUGGUGGGGCUGUUUGAAGAUACUAACCUUUGCGCUAUUCAUGCUAAAAGGGUUACUAUUAUGCCUAAGGAUAUUCAGCUGGCUAGGAGGAUUAGGGGUGAAAGGGCCUGAGUAACUUGUGAUUUUCGAUAAUGGGUUCAGUUUAUUUUAGAUCUAGACGAUAAAUUUAGAUUUACUUGGAGGAAAUCAGUGAAAUGCUGAGAUGGGCUGGUUGUAUGUUCUUCUGCCUUGUGGCUUGUUUUUGUAAUGAAAACUUGGUGGUGAAAUGAAUGAAAAUCUUAUGAUGUUUGUUUCA